GCUUCCAGUCUUGUUGGCUCCGUUCCUCCAUGAACCAGUAGCCUCUGGGGUUUUCGGUCAGUGCCUUGGCUUGUGUUGGGGACGCAAUGGUGAAGGACGGCGGCGUGAAGAAGGUGGCGGUGGCGGCGCCGGCGCCGGCGCCGGAGGAAGCGACGCCAACCGGCCUGACCGCGACGCCGACCCUCACCGUGCAGCUGCUGGCACCGGAGGCGCGGGAGAAGUGCUACAAGAAGACGGUGGGGGAGGAGGCGACGUUCCUGGAGAUCGCCAAGGACUACUUCAACCAGUUCAAGGAGGUACCCGCGCAAAAGCACUGGAUCUGCUUCAAGAGCUACUUCGACCAGAAGCGCGGCUCGGUGUUCGGCAACCGCAAGCAGAAGAUCGACCCUGCGGUCAAGGAUGAGACUCCGGAGGUGGUGAAGCCCGCAGCAGCAGCAGUUGAAUCUCACUGAGGCUUUGUUCGGCAGUCACGGAUCAAAUCCCUUAGGCUACGUUCGAAGAUUUUAAUUCUCCAAGUGGAUCUAAUAGGGAUUGAAUAGAUCCCUCCCUUUCACUCAAUCACCUUUGGGGUUUAAUCCCCCUUUGGUCU
Molecule: messenger RNA, 589 nt
Organism: Zea mays
Lineage: Eukaryota; Viridiplantae; Streptophyta; Magnoliopsida; Poales; Poaceae
Exons: 2
Coding region: 87-452 (121 amino acids)
Source: RefSeq, marked predicted